AUGUAUCCGCACCCUAAUGAGCCGCGUCUGCAGACGCACCCACCAGACACGCUGCAUCGCUCCCAUGACAUGUCUCCAGAAUACUCAUGCGCCAUUGCUAAUACCCUCGCACAUAUGCCCUCCUCCAGCCCUGCUCCCGAUGAUGCUGUGACCUUGAUCUCGAUCACGUCAUCAAUUCAGGCCUUACACGAGAAGCAAGAUACUUUUAGUCAACGCUUAGAAAGGGUUGAACAAAGUGAAGAUGGCGUACCCUGGAGUAACAAGUCCAGUACAGCCCAACGGGGUGCUAUGGCUAUCCGUGGAAAGGGUGUAGCAGCGAAGCGAAAAGCCUUGAAACAGGGUGGACGUGGUAAGAAGUGGCCAGAGCUUGAAGACGAGAUGUCCGAGAUGACAGAAGAAGAUGCGAGUGAUGACGAGGAUGCCGAGGACCUGCUGGGCACAAAACAUAGUCUGUCCACCACAGCACAGAAGGCCCGGAAUGACCUUCAGAACCGAGUGACGGUGAAGUUUCGUGGCAUAUGUGGCAUUCAGACGGGCCAGAAUUGGCCAGGACCAACCGACACUGAACGAUUCAACUCCACAACAAAUGAGCGUUACUGGACUCCAAAUUUCACAAAAGACGUACGAUAUCCCGAGAAUAAAGAAUUUCUCGAGCAUGUUGCAACGCUGGUCAAGAAUGAUGUUACUAACUCCGACAAUGCUCUCAAAGUCUUGAAACAAUGCCGCAAGUACAAGUGGAAUCAUGAUACGCUAGUCGAGCUUGCUAAGACCAGUUUCCGCAGCUUCAAGACAAUCUAUCAAACUCAAGUAGAUGCCAAUAAGAAGAAGACACAUGAGAGGAAUCAGAGGACAAACCGUCAUAAGCAUCGCCGUGAAGAGAAGGCAAAGAGCCGCCUUACCGCUGUGCACACAUACAAAGAGAAGUAUGGCAUAGAUCCGACUGACCUGUGUCAUGAGGCCCACAUGUCCGAUGAGGCAUCGGGUCCAGACUCAGAUGAUGAGUCCACACUGUCAAAGAUCGAGUGGAAGAGGGAGAUGGCGAAGAAGCAGAAUAUGGAUGGUGACCGGAUGGGCGUGUCUGAGCUUGAGAAGCUUAAGUUCUGCAAAGUCGUUCGCCCUGGGUGGCGAUCUGAUGAGCUGUCUAACGUCCUCAAGGAGCUUGAUGUCAUGGCAUGGCAGGAUAAGCCUGCUAAACUGAAGGAACGUGUCAUCAUCAUAUCAGUGCGAAACAUGGGGCGCACUUCUGACGUACCACCGCUGGUAGCCCCAUUCGAUUUUGGCAUCAAUCACACGUGGUGGGAGAGGAACAAGAACAACGAGAAGUUUGCAGAUGUCCUCACAGACUGGUACACACAUGGUGAUCUACAUGGCUUUGGGAGCGCUGUCGGUGAUUGUGCAACCAACAAUGAGAUAGACGACAGUGAUGGCAAUGGCAGAGAUAAAGGUGUUGAUGAUGGUGAACUGGUCGAUGAGGAAAAUGAAGAGGUGGAGACGGUUUGA
Molecule: messenger RNA, 1500 nt
Organism: Sparassis crispa
Lineage: Eukaryota; Fungi; Basidiomycota; Agaricomycetes; Polyporales; Sparassidaceae
Exons: 5
Coding region: 1-1500 (499 amino acids)
Source: RefSeq, a predicted model, not a curated record